This is a messenger RNA of Linum tenue, 1411 nucleotides long. The record is from the annotation of a GenBank genome assembly. NCBI's taxonomy places the organism in Eukaryota, Viridiplantae, Streptophyta, Magnoliopsida, Malpighiales, Linaceae.
CGGCGAAGAAAUUUUAGGAAACAAAAACGCAAUUUUCAAUGUAGAGAACAAAAUCGAAGAUAGAGAAUGAAGACCACAAAGAGAAAAAUAUCGCCGCCUUCCUCCCCCCAUUCUCGGCAUCGAGAAUUUUGUCCGAUCACCGGAUAAAUGCUUCCGGUGGACGGGAACCAAAGUGUUUGUCUACGUAUAAAAUCUACCUUCUUCCUCCCACCUUUUAUCGAUUGAUCCGUUGUCGUGAAUGAUGGAUUCUCCAAAGGAACCAGAGGUGGUGGAAAUCUCUGAGAGCAGAAGGACAAGUUCCUGUUUCCGUCUGUUCCUGCGAUUUGUUCUGCUUUUGCUUUUCCCCUUCUUUGCUUUCCUACUCUUGUCAAUAUCCAUGGUCUUCAUAGCCCUGCUGUCGGGGCAAUUAUCUAUCGCAACGCCCGUCUCUGUUCCCUCUCGGUGCCGGAUAGUCUCCAGUGGUGUUGAUCUCAGAUCAUCUAAAGUUUGCGAACUCGGGUUGUUGAAGUACAAGACCAAGAACGUCUUUCAUCCUUUUGACAGAAACAAGUUUCGAUGCCGCUAUGAUUAUUACUGGGCUUCAGUGUUUGAGGUGGAAUAUGAAGAUCACUCCUCGGGUCGUACACAUCAUGCUUUAGCUGAGGCUCCAAGUGAGGCGCUUCCCCUAAAUUGCAGGCCUAACUUUGCUGGUGCAUGGAUGGCCAAAGAUAAAUUUAAGGUCAACGAAACUUACAAUUGCUGGCACAGAGCUGGGAUCUCUAAAGUGAGCUUAUAUGUUGAUGACUUCCUCCACUGCAAUUCCAGAGAUCCUUCUGUUUUUGAGAUGAUAAAUCGAUAUAUCAAAUUGUUGAUCGAUGCCCCGAGCUCCUUGUUCAUCCUGAAGACGGGAAAUGCCACCAAAUUCUGGAAGUGGGAAGCUGUAGCUGGAGCUGUUGCCGGUUUCUUGACUUCCUUGAUCACCAUCUUCUUCUUCUCAGUGGUGUGGAAGUUGAUGUCGUGGGUACCCCAGACAUGGACAUACAUAGUAAGGGUUCUUACUCGGGCUAUCAACUUGGUAGUCUUGAAGCGUGCUUGUUUUUUUGUGGCAUACUUCUCCUUCAUGGGCUGGUUAACCAUCCAGUACGGGAAACGGCUUGGCAUGCCUGAGAUUCGAGUUGGUUAUAUUUAAUCUACUAGUUGAAAGAACUCCUGUGAGCCGUGAAAUGUAUCAUCAAAUUCAUGGUAGUUAGAAGAGAAACGCUGGAACGAAAUGUGGCUCCUGUUUUGUAAUUGGGAAGCACUUGUAUUGCACAGGGAAACUGUACAAUUGAAACAAACAAAUAGUGUAAGUGAUGUGAAUAGCAUUCUGUAACCCAUUACUUUUUUUGUUGUUGAUAAAUUGAGAUUAUGGCUGAUUGAAUUGGUUGCAGCU